Messenger RNA from Diabrotica virgifera virgifera (western corn rootworm), 6322 nucleotides. RefSeq names its product protein PF3D7_1417600-like. Gene Ontology annotation, molecular function: protein dimerization activity. Bases 149 to 6217 code for a protein of 2022 amino acids. The record is from RefSeq and is a predicted model, not a curated record. NCBI's taxonomy places the organism in Eukaryota, Metazoa, Arthropoda, Insecta, Coleoptera, Chrysomelidae. The transcript is spliced from 7 exons.
UAAAAGGCCACGAUAAAACGUCAAGGAUGACAUAACCUCAAAAAGUGACGUUAAAACUUCAAAAUUGUGUAUAAAUAACAAAUCAAAACAUAAUGUUCAUUUUUAUUUAAUAAACUUUAAUGAUUCGACGGUAUGGUUUGCCUUCGUUAUGCCACAAAAGACAAGUAAGAAAAAUAAUUGGGAAAAAGAAAGAAGAGAACGUUUCAACAAAGCUUUCGAUGAACUUGCCAAAGUUUUACCUGGUUAUCUUCCUACAGAAAACCUAAGCAGAAUUGAAGUUCUUACGAAAUCUACCUCAACCAUUCUCGAGUUACAAGAAGAGAUAAACAAGCUUUCUAAAUCUUCCGAAGAUAAAGAGGCUGAUAAAGAGUCUUAUAAAGAUGUUUUAAUCAAGAAACUACAAGACAGAGUCAAAAAACUUUUGCUGCGCAAUGAACAACUCGCUCAAUUGUUUAAAGAUGCCGGAAUUAAAGUGUCACAAGUUUUUGGUACAAAAACCUUCAAGAGGCCUUUGCCCUAUAGUCAACUACAUAAGAAAAUACCAGCACAAGAGCAACAGAAAGAAAAUGAUCCGGAGAAGAGCAAAGUGGAGGAAGCAAACAGAACCAAUUCAGUAUUACCACCAAAAACGAAGAUAUCAGCAUCAAAUCAAGGACGGAAGUGUUCAAAAACUAGUAAUAAAACCGUUAAACCACCCAAACCAAAGAAAUUUGCAAAAGUAACGCAGAAUCCAAAUCCACUAGUGCUGUUUUCCCGUUUACCAACGAUUCCAACCGUCACUCAACAGAUUCUGUUGCUGCAAAAUGCGCCUGUAGUGAACAACACCAGAUCUUCUGUCGUCCGUUUAUCAACUGGCCCAAAAGCACGGAAAUCCAAAAAGUCGCCGAAGAAACAUACAGUACCUUCUACAAAUUCUUCUUUGUCGACCUUAGGAGCUGGUACCCUAAUUUUAGCAAACGGAAACAUCAUUUCUUUGGUAUCACAACCCCAAGUCAUUGUACCACCCCUCCCCCUCACCCCCACAAACGCCACCAUUCAUUCGUCGCCAAAUGUUAAUAGAAUCAUACGGAAAAAUCAACCCAUGAAAGCAAAAUCAUGCGUAACCAACACCACGCAAGUAAAUAAAAUACCUAUACCUGCGUUAACGUCAAAAUACGCCAAUACGUCUAUUCUUAAAAAGAGCCCAGAGAAAAUUAAUAAAAAUAUGACACCGAAAGUCGAACCGGCUAAAAAAACUGGCGUAAAAAGGAAACUUAACGAAAAACAUGACAAAGCAUUAAAAAAGAGUAAAAGUUGCGACAAUUGUGAAAAACAGAAAGAUAAUACCAACAAAAAUGACAAUAAAAUCAUCGAUAAAAGCGAAACAGAAGGGGAGAAACUUACAGAUACGUCAGAAACUAUAGUAGCCACUACCAACACCAACGACACCGUUUCCAAUACAAAUAAUAAUCUAUCUUCAGGUUUAGUUCCUACAUUGCCCAAUGAUCACUUAAUUCAAGAAGUUUCUGCAGAUGACCAAACUUUGAAAUUAAUGGAAGAUAAGUCUGAUAAGUCUUUAAACAAGUCCAAUGAUAUACAAAAAGAAGUUACACCUGGCGAUGUAUUACACAAAGAAAAUACUGAUAAAGAAAUUCCUGCUUCCGAUACUUUAACUCCUAGUUGUGUUAUUUUAGCAUCCAGCGAGCCUUCAUUGGUGAGCUGUACUACUGCACCAAUAACUGUCUCCUGUAAAACUACCACUAGCAAUACUAGACACGAGGAAAAUAUGAAAAAUAUUGAUCUCAUGCAUUCAGAUUUGUCUAACGACAUUUUUGCUUCUUUGCAAGUACCUCCCGGUUGCCAAAACAUCGAGUCAACAUCACCAACUGCAGCCUUUCUUAUGGCAUUUCCUAUUGUGUCAUCCAUUAAAGUUACAGAAGUCAUUGACGAAGAUAAUUCUGACAGUCAAAGAGAGACUCCUACCUUAUUACAAAUCGGCAUGGAUAACAAUUCAAAACCUUCGAAUAAUGAAGCUCUACUCAGCUUAGAAAACUUCUCGUUCUUUAAUUCCAAAGAUAUAUACUACAACACAAAACUUGAUAAUGGUACGAGCGAAGAAAACGUAGCAAAAGACAACAAUCAAAGUCAAAGAAUGUCAAAUGAGGAGAGUAAAACUAAAAGGACCGAAGAGUUGGGCAACAAUUUUGAAGUAUUUUCGAAACCUGAUCAAUUAGACAACAAUCCUACAAUAACCCAACAAGUAAAUAUGUUCAACCAACAGGAUUCUUGCAACAUGAUGAAUCUCAACGCCUUUCAAGCACCUACAAAUGAACUACCUGCAGUUUUGGACCAGAAAAAUAGUAUGGAAAGAAAAGGGAACAACGCCGAGCAGUAUAACAAUUUGAUUCAAGAACAUUUGUUGGCCAAUAGUAUGAACGUAAGCUACAACAUCUCUGCUGGAAACUUAUGCAAGGAGAAUAUUGAAGAAAUUAAUUUUAAAGAUUGUAAAACACCCAGAGGCAAUACAGUACAUAACAUUACCCCACAAGAGCAUCCAUCUGCUGCUGAAACAAUAAACAACACUUUCAACCCUCAAAAUGCAGUUACAUUCUCGUCAAAUUCUUCCAAAAUGCCCGAACCAACUAGUCAAAGCUUAGAAAAACUUUCAGACGGAACCAAAAUGACAGAAACAUUCCAAUAUAACAACAAACAUUUGGAACAGACUAAAAACUUUUCAGUGACACUAAAGACUGUUGAAAGGUCAAACCAGAGUUUAGAAAAAGUCGAAACUGUGCAAAAAGUUGGGCAGUACCGCUAUCCUGUUUUACAAAACGAAAGUUUGAACCUUGACAACUAUGAACAACUAAAAAAUGCCGAAAAGUUAAACACCAACAAGACACGAGACAAUUUCAGCUAUAAUCCUAAACACUUUUUGCAAAACGAACACCACAUAAAUAAUUUUCCUUCCAAGGUAUUAGACAAUUCUGGUCAUAAUGUGCAAAAACCUGACCAAAAAGAGUUUUUGCAGGUGAAUAACUUUUCUUCGAAGUUACUAGAGAAUGCUGGUCAAAAAUCUGAAGUAAACAAAGAAAGAAACAACUACCAAUAUCAUCCCAAACAAUUUGAACAUUUUCCUUCGAAAAUACUAGAGAAUUCUGGCCAGAACUUGCAAAAACAGGACCAAAAAGAAUUUUUGCAGGUGAAUAACUUUUCUUCAAAGAUACUAGAGAACUCUGGUCAAAAAUCUGAAGUAAAUAAAGAAAGGGACACCUACCAAUAUAAUCCAAAACAGUUUUUACAAAACGAUCAUCAAAUCAAUAAUUUUCCUCCGAAAUUACUAGACAAUUCUGCUCAACAUUUGCAAAAACCUGACCAAAAAGAAUUUUUGCAGGUGAAUAACUAUUCUUCGAAAUUAAUAGAGAGUUCUGGUCAAAAAUCUGAACUAAACAAAGAAAGGGACACCUACCAAUACAAUCCAAAACAGUUUUUACAAAACGAACACCAAAUCAAUAAUUUUCCUUCAAAAUUAGUAGAAAAUUCCGGUCAGAACUUGCAAAAACCCGACCAAAAAGAAUUUUUGCAGUCAAACAACUUUUCUUCGAAAUUAUUAGAGAAUCCUGGUCAAAAAUCUGAAGUAAAUAAAGAAAGGGACAACUACCAAUAUAACCAAAAACAGUUUUUACAAAACGAUCACCAAAUUAAUAAUUUUCCUUCAAAAUUAGUAGAAAAUUCUGGUCAGAGCUUGCAAAAAUCCGACCAAAAAGAAUUUUUGCAGGCAAACAACUUUUCUUCAAAAUUAUUAGAGAAUCCUGGUCAAAAAUCUGAACUAAACAAAGAAAGGGACACCUACCAAUACAAUCCAAAACAGUUUUUACAAAACGAACACCAAAUCAAUAAUUUUCCUUCAAAAUUAGUAGAAAAUUCUGGUCAGAGUUUGCAAAAACCCGACCAAAAAGAGUUCUUGAAGGUAAAUAACUUUUCUUCGAAAUUAUUAGAGAAUCCUGGUCAAAAAUCUGAAGUAAAUAAAGAGAGGGACAACUACCAAUAUAACCAAAAACAGUUUUUACAAAACGAUCACCAAAUUAAUAAUUUUCCUUCAAAAUUAGUAGAAAGUUCUGGUCAGAGUUUGCAAAAACCCGACCAAAAGGAGUUCUUGCAGGUGAAUAACUUUUCUUCGAAAUUAUUAGAGAAUCCUAGUCAGAAAUCUGAAGUAAAUAAAGAAAGAGACAACUACCAAUAUAACUCAAAACAGUUUUUACAAAAUGACCAUAACUUGAACAUUUUUUCGACCAAUCCUGUAAAAUUACCUGAAAGAACAGAUCAAACUGUGGAAAAAUCCGAAAAAAACAAAACGUACCAAUAUAACCAAAAGCAUUAUGUACAAACAGACAAUACUGGUGCCACGUUUGCUUCUACACCAUCAAAGAUGUUGGAAAAUGUCACACAAAGUGUAGAGAAGUCAGCCAAAACGUACCAUUACACUAACAAUCCGUUUGAAAUAGCCCCAACAACAAAAGAAUUAUCAUUAAAUGUUGGAGACAGACAGAAAUCAACUGAUACUAAAGGAAUAGAUGCCUGUGCUAAACCUAUUGAUGAAAAGGCAUGUUACUUUACUUCAAACUACACAUCGACGUCAUACAGACCCAAUACCAGUGUUGUACGUUCAGAUUCUUCGAAAGUAUGUCAUACAGGAUCAUAUGAAAACAGCAACAAAAACUACACCAAUCCCUUCUAUACGAACUGCAACUACAAUUAUGCUGAUACAAGCUUCAACCAAAAUUAUUAUAAGACUGAGAAAUCGUGUUAUUCCUUGAAUUACGAGAACUACCAAGAAUAUAGGAAAUCUGAUACGACGUUUAACAGAGACCGAAGAAGUAGCACCACUAAAGAAAAACAAGUAUUGCAGAAUAAGCCAGUCAACUGGAUGACUACUACAGAACAAAAAUCAUCAGAUUGUUUCCUACCAUCGUUUACAAAUCAAUCUUAUUCGUUUUCUUCCUGUAUAAACUCAGAAUCUGAUGUAAAUCCGUCAAAAUCAACAGAUUUUUCAGAUAAACGUUUUACUUGGUCGCCUUCGAAACUACCAAACUUUUUAGAACCUAGUCACAAUUUUAUCACCCCAACUUUGCCUACGUUGGUAGGAGACUUGGCUUUAGGGAAUGCCUUGCCUUUAGCAGAACCUAAAACCGAUGCCUAUAAGUGCCCGAAAGAGGCCAAAAGAAAAACCUACGACAACCAAGCUAACUUUUUAUCGGUUAGCCAACUUGUUAAUCAGAGUAAAACGGAUCCAGUUCCUGCAAAAACAAUGUCUAGGAGACUUAGUGGAAGUAAGUCAACCAAACCAGCAACAAAUAAACUGAAAAGAUGUGAAAAAACUGUGGACAAAUCGACUAAACCUGUCAACACGUACAGUGAUGUGUUUUACGACCAAAAAAAUAGAACUUCAACCAAGAAUAUAUCUAGCAACUACUCAGCUGAAGCGUUGAUCGGGAACCAAUGUCCUCAGGAAGAGAAGAAAUAUCCUCCGCAGAAUAUUGGUACCUAUUUUCCUUCUGUUGAUGACAAUUAUGUCAAUCAAAAUCAAAAUUUCCACUCCUACACUCACAACUCCUUUCAAAACAACUCAUAUUCGACGAAUAGUUUUAUCUAUACGACUCCUAUCAGUACAAAUUAUUUGAAUAACACCUUCGAUAACACUUUGGACUAUUCUGCUGAAAGUAUUAUGAAUUAUAACAAAAACUGUAACAAUAAAAACAGUCGGGUUAGUAAUAAAGAAGAGAAAACCAACUAUGGAAGUAAUUCGAAGAAACAGAAGAAGACGAGUCAAGGCAAUGGUUCCAGUUUAGCAAAUUUCGAAUAUCCUUUGUUGCCGAUUCAAGGUUCUACUAACUCACCUCUUCUUCCUGAUGAUUUUCAAUCGCAUACGACGUUUCUUCCUCCCACUACUCCGUAUCCUUGCAAGAAUACGCUGUAUCAGAAGCAAGGGAAUGAUUUCAAUGCUGCUCCUUUGUUGCCGAUACCAGGAAUUACAAGAGCCGGUAUACAGCAUCCUGAAGUGUCUCCUUCGUUGAAUCACGUGGGAACGUCACUGACCAAUUUCAAUCUGAGCACUAUUUUCCCUGAGAUUAACAAGGGGACAAUUCCAAAUGUUCAUAACAGUUCUAACAAAACGAAACAUUCUUCUAGUUAUUUGCAAGUCCCUUUUAAUAGUGAAUCAAAAUAUGGUUUUCAGAGUUAAGAAAUAUGUGAUAUAAUAUCGUGUAAAUAUAUUAUAAAUAGAAUAACAUUGUAUAUAUGUAAAUAAAGUUGUUGUUUUUUCGAAGAAUUUUAUUCAAAAUCAACA